AUGAAGCUCAUCGAUUUCUUGGGCCCUGCAUCGCCUCCCAUCGGCAGCGACGUACCAAAGAGUCGCGACGAAGGGGCCGGAGAUAUUUCACCUGCAAUGGUUGUGGUGGUGGCUCGCGAAUUCUUCCCCCUGGCGCCUGAUCAGAACAUGAAGGAAGUCGGCGACCCUCUUCGAGGAAUCGUUCCCACCCAACGUAAGCGAAAAUCCGUGGCCUCGCUCGCCGACGCUGAAAGCUUAAUCGUGGAGAAGAAGGCGAAGUACAAAAGAACGCGGAAGGGAAAGGGAGAGGACUCAGGAUGUGACACCGAGGGAGUGUCCACAGAGUUGGGGCUGCUCUUCGACCCUUACAAGAUCAAGAAGAAGCUUAAGCAGAGUGAUCUCGGCCACCUGUCGAGGCUCUUGAUUGGUCGGGACUCUGUGAAGAGCCACUUUCUCCGAUGGACGAACGAGGAGACGGUGAGGCAAGUCGAGGGCGGCAAGGGGGCCGACGUCAUCGUGAGGGACAUGGACACGUGCUCUGAGCAUCGACUGGUGUUCGUGUUCUGGGCGUCGUCUGGGUCGUACGUCCUCAAGGGGGGUUGGAUCAAGGAGUUCGUGAAACGGAGGGGGUUGGUGACUGGCGAUGAGGUCGGGAUAUAUUGGGAUCCUAGUGCUAGCAAGUUUCACUUUAGCCUUCUUCAUAAGGCGAAUUAG
Molecule: messenger RNA, 693 nt
Organism: Eucalyptus grandis
Lineage: Eukaryota; Viridiplantae; Streptophyta; Magnoliopsida; Myrtales; Myrtaceae
Product: putative B3 domain-containing protein At1g78640
Exons: 1
Coding region: 1-693 (230 amino acids)
Molecular function (GO): DNA binding
Source: RefSeq, a predicted model, not a curated record